This is a messenger RNA of Culex quinquefasciatus (southern house mosquito), 1725 nucleotides long. RefSeq lists its product as uncharacterized. The transcript has 3 exons. Bases 1 to 1725 code for a protein of 574 amino acids. Lineage: Eukaryota; Metazoa; Arthropoda; Insecta; Diptera; Culicidae. The record is from RefSeq and is a predicted model, not a curated record.
AUGGAAGCGCAAACACAGACAAACGAGGCAAACAAUGCUGCCACCUCGGCUGUCACCGCGGCAGUUGCAGUGAAGCUUCCAGAAUUUUGGAAGAACGACCCAAGGAUGUGGUUUGCUCAAGCAGAAGCACAGUUUGCUCUCGCGGGUGUGGUACAGGACGAAACAAAAUACUACCACAUUAUCAGCAAGCUCGACCAGACUGUCAUUAUCCAAGUGGCCGACAUCGUGACAGAACCCCCGAGAGAAAACAAAUACCCAGCAGUGAAGGGACGGCUGAUCUCACGCUACGAAGUUUCGGCCCAAGGAAAGUUGGAGCAGCUGCUGAACUCUUGCGACCUCGGGGACAUGCGGCCAUCUCAUCUCUUGGCCCGUAUGCUGGAACUCGCAGCUGGUUUGAACGUGAACGAAAGUGUGCUGCGGGUGCUGUUUAUCCAGCGAAUGCCAGAACGCGUCAAGACAAUCCUGUCGAUUUGCGAUGGAAACAGGCUGCAGCAACUGGCAAACAUGGCAGAUAAAAUCACCGAUUUUUCACCGUCUGUCGUUGCCGCCACAUCUUCCGCAGCUGUACCCGGGCUUAGCGACCUCCAGGACCAAAUCGCUCAGCUUACUGCUGAGGUACGUCGGAUGAAGACUUCUGACGGACGCAGCCGAUCUUCUUCCCGAAGCCGUCAGUCUGGUGCCCCGUCAGAUACCGUUUGCUGGUACCACAGGAAGUACGGCCGUUGCAGUUCACCUGAAACGGCGAAGGUGAACGGAGCAACAGAAAGUCGCCGCUUACUGCUCAACGACCGCACGUCCAGUUGCCGCUAUCUUAUCGACACGGGAUCGGAUGUUUCGAUAGUACCUGCGACAAAGAAGGACCGCCUCAAGGGACCGUCGUCGUUCCGUUUGCACGCUGCGAAUGGGACGGUGAUAAAAACCUACGACUCCCGUUUCAUCACGACAGACUUGGGGCUCCGACGGCAGUUUCGUUGGAACUUCAUCGUAGCGGAUAGCCGGCUCAUCGACGGGAAAACGAACCUACAGUGUGUGGGUGGCCUCUCCGCAGCUGAAAUUCACACGGUGACAACAGUUGAUUCCAGCCAUCCGUUCAAGGAUCUGCUGCUGGAGUACCGUGAAAUCACGCUGCCGUCUACCAUGCAACGCGCCGUGAAGGAAAGGGACGUGAAGCACCACAUUCUGACCAAAGGCCCACCCGUCGCUUCGAAGGCUCGGCGGCUGGCUCCAGAUAAACUCGACGCAGCCAAAAAGGAGUUCCAGCUGAUGUCGGAGUUGGGUAUGUGUCGACCAUCCUCGAGUCCCUGGGCCAGCCCGUUACACUGCGUACCUAAAAAGAACGGGCAGUUGCGCUUCGUUGGUGAUUACCGUGCCCUCAACAAGGUAACAGUUCCCGACCGGUACCCGGUCCCCCAUAUCCAUGAUCUGCUAAACGCUUUCCAGGGCAAAAUCAUUUUCACCACGAUUGACCUUGAGCGAGCUUACCACCAGAUCCCGAUCGACGACGAGGUCGUUCCGAAGACGGCGGUGAUCACUCCGUUCGGCCUGUUUGAAUUCACCACGAUGCAGAACGGCCUGUGCAACGCGGGUCAAACGGAUCUUCGGAGACCUUGGAUUCGUGAUCACAUUCAUCGACGACAUCUGCAUCGCGUCGUCGAGUCCGCAGGAACACCGGGAGCACGCCAAAAUCGUGUUCCAGCGCUUACGGGAGAAUGGACUGGUGGUUAA